AUGUCACUUAAUAAUGAUUUGACAGCAAAACUGGAAAAAUUGGAACAAAAAAUAACCUUGACUUUACAAGAGAUCGAUCACAACUUUUCCACAUGUCAUCAUCGAGUGACUACAAAAAUUUUACCACAAAUAAUGCGUUAUGGAGAACUUUCUGAAGAAAUUUUUAAUAAUUCUCAACUGAAUUCAAUAAAACCUAGAAAUUCCAUUUCUCUAUCAUCGGUUACUUCAUCAACAAAUCGAGAUCAAAUUAAUAACAAAUCAUCAUCUUCGCCAUUAUUAUUAGCACAACCACCACUUUCAACAAAAUUAAAUCAUUUAAAUAAUCAAGAAAAAUUUCUUAUUAAUAAUAAUGACCCGCUAUUAUUAUUCUCACAACAACUACAAAAACAAAGACUUUUAAAUAAUCGCGAUUCUAUUAAUUCACUACCAUCAAAUAUUUCAUUGCCAUUAAUCAACAACAAUAUCUCGAUCUCAUCAACUCCAUUAUCAAAUAUUUCAUUGCCAUUAACCAAUAACAAUAUCUCGAUCUCAUCAACUCCAUUACCUGAUCCUCCGCAAUUUAUGUAUAGAUUAAUACAAUCCACUUUAUCUGAUGCAUCAUCCUCUCCCUCUCCUUCUUCAAGGAUAUAA
Entrophospora candida is the source of this 630-nucleotide messenger RNA. The record is from the annotation of a GenBank genome assembly. NCBI's taxonomy places the organism in Eukaryota, Fungi, Glomeromycota, Glomeromycetes, Entrophosporales, Entrophosporaceae.